Penicillium brevicompactum is the source of this 1581-nucleotide messenger RNA. RefSeq lists its product as uncharacterized. The transcript is spliced from 9 exons. Bases 1 to 1581 code for a protein of 526 amino acids. Lineage: Eukaryota; Fungi; Ascomycota; Eurotiomycetes; Eurotiales; Aspergillaceae. The record is from RefSeq and is a predicted model, not a curated record.
AUGAAACUUCUCAAUCUAAACUUUGCCCCAUCAUCGACAUCUCGGAGGAAAAUGGUUGCAAUUUGGGAGAAUGCACCAAAGGCACAGUCCGCAGGGGCUAGUGUCACCGAUCCUGAUCUUGAAGGCCUCAUUGCAGCUUUGGGGGAUGGAUCCAUUACCAGUGAAGCACUCACCAAGGCCUAUAUAGCUCGAAUCGCGCAAGUCAACGGAACAGUAAACGCCAUCUCUCAGAUUAAUCCUGAUGCUGUCGAAGAUGCGAUUCUUUUGGACAAGGAGCGCAGGUCCGGCGAAAUUCGCGGAAAACUGCACGGUAUUCCCGUUCUUCUGAAAGACACUAUAGGCACACUUGACAAGUUGCAAACUACAGCUGGAUCGCUUGCUUUGGUUGGCGCACGUCCAUCUGAUGAAGCUGGAGUCGUCAAAAAGCUUCGAAAGUCUGGCGUCAUUGUUCUCGGGAAGACGAACAUCACACAGUGGGGAAACACACGAUCUUCGCUCGCACCAAAUGGAUGGAGUUCAACUAGUGGACAAUGUUAUGGCCCAUUCUACGGAAAGCAGGACCCUAAUGGCUCCUCUUCCGGCUGUGCUGUUGCUGCUGCUAUGGGCCUUGCACCAGUGACGAUUAACGGAGAGACUUGGGGUAGUAUUACAUAUCCUGCACAAGUAAAUGCAGUUGUUGGGCUGAAGCCCACGGUCGGAUUGGUGUCCCGAGCAGGUGCUGUUCCUGUUUCGGACCACAAAGACAGCAAGGAUCAGUCAGACGGUGCUACUGAAUCUAUUCCGUUCCUGGAGAUCCCAAAUUAUGUGGCAGUCUGCAAGUCAGAUGCGCUGGAAAAUAGCCGUAUUGCAGUUUCAUUAUCUGUGCUCGAGGCAUUCAACGACAGCCAACUUCUGGAGUCCUUUCACGCGGCAGUCCAACUAAUGGCAUCUCUUGGUUCGACAAUAAUUCAAAACGUGGACUUUGAGGAAUGGAAACCUGGAUCAGGCCAGCGGGAAAACACAACAGUAAAUGUUUUCCUACGCCAUGGUCUUGAAAGCUACUUCAGGCAACUUGCCGAGAACCCUCAAAACAUCAAUACAUUGACAGAUUUGAUUGAAUUUAUGGAGCGAACCCCGGAAGAAGAAACAGAAAAGUACGGACUUGAGGACUUUACAGCGGCCAAGGAUGAAGUUCAAGAUAUGUCAUCUGUGGGAUUUCUCGCGGCCGUUGAACGUAUGAAGCAUCUUGGUGCUGAUAUCACUCGCCUAUUGGAUCAAGCGGACUGCGAUGCCCUCGUUUUUCCAACUUGCGCGGAUGUUCCAUAUGACCUUGGCCAAAACCCAGUCAUCAGCAUUCCUCUUGGAUUUUAUUCUGACGAGCAAAGACCCACCAAAUGGAGCAAUGGGGCGAUCGGGAGAGCGCCUAACAUACCUUACUCUCUUAGCUUUGUGGGAAGAAAAUUUGGCGAGGAGAAGAUCAUUGCAUUGGCGUAUGCUUUCGAACAGGCAACAAUGGUCCAGCGCAGGGCAAAGAUGUCCGUCCAGACAACCGUGGACCUCCCCACGGUGGAGUCAGGCAAGAGCUGCAUGACCCGUCACUAA